AUGUCCCCAAAUAUCAUCACCAGUAACUGUACCCUACUUUUUCAGGGUCUACUGUCAAGUCAAAGUGAUGAAACAGAGAACAACAGAGAAGCAAUUUCAAAUUCUUCACAUGUUCACCUUCAAAUUCUGGCUAAAGGCUGUCGGGACAAAAACUUCACCUCUAAGUCAUGCCAGAAAAUCUUCUGUCAGCCUUGGGAAAAGUGUGUUCAAGGAAACUGCGUCUGCAAGCUGCCAUAUCAGUGUCCAAAGAAUGGGGAAGACGUUUGCUCAAGCAACAAUAAGAAAUAUAGGACAUACUGCCAGCUGAAAAGUGUUGAAUGUUAUCGAAGCCAAGAAAAGUUCUCACAUUUCGGGGCCUGCUCAUUGGGACAUGCUGCUGUUUCUUUUCGAACUGAUCAAAAAUCACAAGGGAUUAUUUUAUUCAGUUUCAAUCAGACCUUACGAGAUAUGCCUAUAUGCAUGAAUCAGAAGAGAUGGACAAUGCAUGAGGCAAAUGUCGUCUGCAGACAGCUCAACUUUCAAUUAGGAGCAGAGAAAAUUUUAACAGAAACAGAAUUUAUAAGUUGGCCAGAGGAUACCAAUUUUAUGAUGUGGUCGAACAGAAUGCGCUGCAGAGGAUUUGAGACAAGCCUAUCAGAAUGUUUCCGCCUCACAGACAUUGAAGAGCCACAGAAGGCAUGCAAGAAAGAAAACAUUACUGCGGUUAAAUGUUAUGAUUAUACUGCAGACAAGAAAUGCACUAAUGAAGAAUUUACUUGUGUAAAUGGAAAAUGUAUUCCACUGAAGGAUCUUUGCAAUGGCAUCGAUGACUGUGCUGACCUAAGUGAUGAGUCAUGCUGUAAAAAAUGUAAUAAUUCUCAUCACUGCAAGUCAGAUGUAUGUAUUCCAUCUUUUUCUUUAUGCGAUGGUGAAGAUGACUGCUUGGAUGGAAGUGAUGAGAAGGACUGCACUGGAAUAAAUAAACCCAAAGAUUAUAAUGAAGAAAGAAUACUGCUCAAGUCAUCACUUACUAAAAUAUCCUGUGGGAUUUCAAAUGUUACCAGAGACACACACACCUCAAAGAGAAUUAAAAGGCUUAUAGGAGGUGAAGAAGCUUUACAAGGACAAUUUCCUUGGCAAAUAGCAGUUUAUGACAAUACAAGGUUGAACUGUGGUGGAGUCUUCAUUGGUGGUUGCUGGAUUUUGACAGCUGCACAUUGUUUAAGGCUCUACCACAUAUCUGACUAUGUGAUUAGAAUUGCCAAGCACAAUAAAAGAGAUAUUGCAGAUAAUGAAGAAAUUUUACCAGUUGAAAAGAUCAUUAUCCAUCAUGACUUCAAUGCUAAAACAUAUCAAAAUGAUAUUGCCUUGAUAAAAGUGAAGCACGUUUUUUCAGACAAGGAAUGUAUUCCACUGAGUCAUGAUGUCCAACCUGUCUGUGUCCCCUGGUCUGAGUAUCUAUUCAGACCCAAGAAAACUUGCAUAAUAUCUGGUUGGGGUCAGGCACGAGAGGACAGAGUAAGCAUCCUACGCUUCGCUGAUCUCGAUAUAUUUGGAAACUGUUCAGAUAUUUACCAGUCUGAUUUUUAUGAAGGAAUGGAAUGUGCAGGAAAAAUGGAUGGAACAGUUGACGCAUGCAAAGGUGAUUCUGGGGGUCCACUAGUCUGUACUGAUGAAAGAAAUGAAGUCUACGUGUGGGGUUUAGUUAGCUGGGGUGAAGAAUGUGGAAAAUAUGGACGUCCUGGUGUGUAUACAAAGGUGUCUCAUUACUUUGAGUGGAUUAGCAGUCAUGUUGGUCGAGCUCUUAUUAGUAAAUACAAUGUUUGA
Hemiscyllium ocellatum (epaulette shark) is the source of this 1806-nucleotide messenger RNA. RefSeq names its product complement factor I (gene cfi). The transcript is spliced from 12 exons. Gene Ontology annotation, molecular function: protein binding; serine-type endopeptidase activity. Lineage: Eukaryota; Metazoa; Chordata; Chondrichthyes; Orectolobiformes; Hemiscylliidae. The record is from RefSeq and is a predicted model, not a curated record. The coding region runs from base 1 to 1806 and encodes 601 amino acids. Gene Ontology annotation, cellular component: membrane. Gene Ontology annotation, biological process: proteolysis.